Clupea harengus (Atlantic herring) is the source of this 3570-nucleotide messenger RNA. It is a transcript of the gene coro6, whose product is annotated as coronin 6. The record is from RefSeq and is a predicted model, not a curated record. Gene Ontology annotation, molecular function: actin filament binding. NCBI's taxonomy places the organism in Eukaryota, Metazoa, Chordata, Actinopteri, Clupeiformes, Clupeidae. Gene Ontology annotation, biological process: cell migration; actin filament organization.
CGUAACGUAGAUAGGACUCGCACCACUCCUGAGAGUCCACACCAAGUUAACUAAAUUGGAAUACGGGGGGACCAUUCACCACCGAGGGGGGUAGACUAUCAAACAAAGCCGGGAAGGGGGCUAACGAGAAAGACCACAAAUACACAAUAAAUCGGAGGUCCAUCUGAAUUCAAAUAGGCGGGGCACGUGCCCAAUGGUCGAAGGACAUAGACAGUGUUGUGUUGAAGGGCUGCUCAAUCAUGUCUCUCUCCGCCUAGUGGGAUUACUGACUCGAUGCAGUUUCUGCAAAUAGGCAGUCAGUUACGCGAAUGAAUUCCUCUCCCAGACAACAGCUAGAAAACACCAACAUGUCAGCAAUGAGUCGCAGCAUUGUGCGCCAAAGUAAGUUCCGUCAUGUCUUCGGCCAAUCAGCGAAAGCAGAGCAAGGAUAUGAUGACAUCCGUGUUUCCAAGGUGACGUGGGACAGCUCCUUCUGUGCCGUCAACCCCAAAUUUCUCGCUGUCAUAGUGGAAUCCAGCGGAGGGGGUUCCUUCCUGGUUCUACCUCUCUCUAAGGUUGGGCGUUUGGACUCGAAUUACCCCAUGGUGGUUGGCCACUCGGGCCCUGUCUUGGACAUUGACUGGUGUCCCCACAAUGACAACAUAUUGGCCAGCGGCUCUGAAGAUUGUACUGCUAUGAUUUGGCAGAUCCCCGAUCACACCCCGUCCCGCCCCAUAUCUGAGCCUAUCGUAGUUUUGGAGGGCCACUCCAAGCGCGUGGGCAUCGUGACCUGGCACCCCACUGCCCGCAACAUCCUCCUCACUGCCGGCAGUGAUAACCUGAUCAUCGUCUGGAAUGUGGGCACGGGGGAACCCCUGAUCUCCAUGGACGACCACCCUGACCUCAUCUACAAUGUCAGCUGGAACCGCAACGGUAGUCUCUUCUGCACCACCUGCAAGGACCGCAGGCUGCGUGUGUGUGACCCACGCAAGAGGGAGGUGGUAGCGGAGAGAUUGGCACCUCAUGACGGCAUGCGGCCAAUGCGUGCCAUCUUCACCAGGGAGGGCAACAUUUUCACCACAGGCUUCACCAGGAUGAGUCAGAGGGAGCUGGGCUUGUGGGAUCCGACAAAUUUUGAGGAGCCCAUUGCACUACUCGAGUUGGACACCAGUAACGGGGUCUUGUUGCCAUUCUAUGAUCCAGACACCAACUUGGUAUAUCUUUGUGGAAAGGGUGACAGUAGCAUUCGUUAUUUCGAGAUCACAGACGAGCCCCCAUAUGUGCACUACCUCAGCACUUUCAGUAGCAAGGAGCCCCAGAGAGGGAUGGGCUUCAUGCCUAAGAGAGGGGUGGAUGUCAGCAAGUGUGAGAUUGCCAGGUUAUAUAAACUCCACGAGAGAAAGUGUGAGCCCAUCAUGAUGACCGUUCCCAGAAAGUCUGAUCUCUUCCAGGAUGACCUCUACCCAGACACCGCGGGCCCAGAGCCUGCCCUGGAGCCGGAAGACUGGCUGGAGGGGAAGGAUGACGAUCCCAUCCUGGUCUCCAUGAGGGACGGUUACGUCCCCCCGAAGAGCAGGGAGCUCAAAGUCUCCAAAAAGAACGUUCUAGACUCCAGGCCAGCAACUCGCCGGAGCGUGUCCGCUUGUGACGCGAGCAACUUGCCGCCAGAGCUGGUGGAGAAGCUUCUGGAGGAGAUCCACAGCCUCAAGGCUACAGUGCUCUCUCAGGAUAAACGAAUCUGUGACUUAGAGAAUAAGCUGUCACAGUACACCAAUGGAACGGCCUGAUAUUCCCCCCAAUAGCCCCUAACACCAAUCCCCCCACAAACGCACACACACACAAUCACACCACCAUUUUCCAAUUAGCAUGUCCUCAGAGAGAAAGUCACCAAGCCACUAUCAUCACUUCCUUUCUAGCACUCCCUCUUUUGCACUAAAGAAAAACAACAGGCCAUACAGUUGGCCAUGUAUUAGGACCCUUUGGACCCUUACAGUCACGUCAUUGUGCCAUCUCAACUAUAUUUCUCCAUGCCUAAAGGCAAAUGAUGUAAAAGUGGCCAAAAGGGUUAGUGCCCAUAGGUGAGCUCACUGAGCCAUGGUAAGAACACACCUCACCAUAUUUUCAAACUUACCUUGCCUGAACUUGGCAGGCUCUUUUUUUUUUGCACAUUUAAAAUUGUAAUGUAUACAUAUCUGCAUUUCAUACACAAUGAGCUUUAAAGGAGCAUCAACUGAUUAAGAGCACAAGACUAAACCAAAUAUGAGUGGAAAGCACAGGGAUUCCUAGUGUGCAUGGCAUACUGCUUUGGCAAAACAGGAAUCAUUAGAUAGUAUCGUUAUGGAAUGUGAUGGACACUGUAGGGGAUAAAAACUCUCUUCAGCUGGUCCUCUCAAAAGAAGUCUUGAAAGGUUCUGAUUAGAACUCAUAAGCAGAUCUCCACUUCAAGUGACAAUAUUUACCGUUAGGUGAUAUAGGUGUUUGUGUUGGUGACUAGUGUCCAUGUGAAGGGAGCCUACUAGCCAAUGCUGUCGCCAAAUUUCCAAUACUUUAACAAUAAAUUGCUAACUAGUUUUUUCUAACUGUGCUGUUGUUAGUUAUUUUUUGCCGUUAGCUAGUUAGGAACAAAAACUUCUUACUGCAGCCAUAAAGUGACCUUUUUAGAACAAAGAUUUAUUGUAGAAUAAUUGGCUUCGAGAUUACACCCUUUUUGGUAACACUCAUACACACAACCAUCUUCAUGGUAAUGUAGUGAAAGGCUGGUCUGCUGUAGGCCUGAAUGGUUUUAAGAAAAUAACUUUUCAUAUCAGUUCUAGAUCAAACCUUUCAGAGUUCCUUCAUGAGAUAAAAAGAAGAAGCUUUUUUCCACGUGUACAGUAAGUGGUUGCAGAGGGAAAGUGAUCAAUAAUGAGCAAAGCCUGAGUGAAAUAUACAUUUGAAGUACUUGAGAGAAGAUUUAGACAUUAUUGGACAAAAGUCUCGAUGCUUCAAAUAUAAAUUUGAUUGUAGGUAUCUGGAACAGGAUGUUUUAGAGUAAGUUCAUCUGAAAGCGAAUCUGAAUGUUUCUAGGACUCUGUUUGGUUUAUUUUUUUUUAAUUAUUUUUUUUAUCUUAUACGAUUUUCUCAAAAAUAUAUAUUUUAACACUCCCUUUUGAUAAUCCCUUAACUAUAUUCAUCCGUGUAUCAUUUAUUUACUUUUGGUAAAGAACUAUUGGAAGUCAAUAUGGUCAAAGACCAUCUUUCAUUAUUUCAAAGGGUAUUGUGACAUAUGUUCAGUUAAUUUGAACAUAAGAUGUGCCUACAUACUGUCUGCAAUCAAAACAUAACUUUGCUGACCAACGACUCAUAUUACACAGUCGCUACCCUGACCCAAGACCAAGUGCCUUACCCAGCCGUCAUAGCCUAACAGCGCAAAGACUUCUUAAGCCUUUCAACAUGUAAAUAUAUACUAAAAACAGAAACAAAUUGAAAUAUGGAAAAAUAUGAAAAAUGGAAAAAUUACACAAAACCAGAAACAAAUAUUGAGAGAAAUAUUUUGAGUGUUCUGUUGAUGAUAUAUGAUGACAUCAAUAAAACAUCCUUUUGUAAUAAAAA